AUGCGGUACAGCAAAAGGAUUCAGGCGCUGUGUGUCAUCUACGGACGAGGUUUGAAGCUGCACGGCGAGAAGACGGUCCGCGCCAUAGUCUACGACACGUGUGCCGCGAUCAUCACCGCCGUCGGUCCGGGGGUGUUGGCCUCCCCUACUCGCCACACCUGGGAGAGGAGCGAGGCCACCUUCCGAGACCGGUGGAACUUCCCAAACUGUGUGGCAGCACUCGACGGAAAACAUGUCGUCCUGCAGGCGCCAGCCAACACCGGCAGCGAAUAUUUCAAUUACAAACACACGUUCAGCACGGUUCUCCUGGCCGCUGUGGACGGCGACUACCGAUUCGUGUACGUGUCGGUGGGAAGUGCCGGCAGGGAAUCGGACGGCGGCGUAUUCCGCCGCAGCGACCUGGCCGCCGCCCUCCGAGACGACUCUCUGCAGCUGCCGCCGCCCAAAGCCCUGCCCGGGACCAACACCAUCAUGCCGCACGUCAUCGUCGCCGACGAGGCGUUCCCGCUCACCACCGCCAUCAUGCGGCCGUAUCCCGGGCGCACAGAGGCAAGACUUGGAGUCCGAGCCACGGUAUUCAACUACCGCCUCUCGCGCGCUCGUCGCAUCGUGGAAAAUGCUUUCGGCAUUCUCGCACAAACCUGGCGGAUAUAUCGGAAGGCCUGA
Messenger RNA from Amphibalanus amphitrite, 666 nucleotides. Its product is annotated as protein ALP1-like. Lineage: Eukaryota; Metazoa; Arthropoda; Thecostraca; Balanomorpha; Balanidae. The record is from RefSeq and is a predicted model, not a curated record. The transcript is spliced from 3 exons. Bases 1 to 666 code for a protein of 221 amino acids.